AUGGACGUGAAUUUUCUUGAAGAAACUGUCCAGCGGUACAAACGAUUUCUAUUUGUUCGCCGAUGCCAGCUUGAAUAUGCCGCUCGUCACCGCCAUCGGUGCGCUUUUAAAUGCUUUGCGCAAGCUACCAGCAGCCUAAGACACCCAUUGCCAGUUUCGCUUAAAUUAGAUGUAACAGAAAAGGAAGAAGCUAGCUUUCCACCACUUGAGCAAACUUUUAAGUACUGCUUCGACUUGAACGAUAUGGAAGACAUCUUACAGAAGGAAGUCACAUCUAUCUUCGACUGCGGCCCUGGUUUUGAGCAUCAGGCAUUACCAUUUGACAUUGCUCUGGCUUGGCGUGCCCAUCUCCUGCAUCCAGGAGCUUACGCUCGUGACACAUCAGCAGCGUUUGGUCGCAUCCUGCCGCAUCCUUUGCUUUCGCCUCGAGGCGCGGCAGUUCCUGUUCAUCUAAGUCCUCCCAGUUGUUGUUGUUGUCUGUGCGGAUGUGGAUGUUUGCGCACAUUCCUGGCGGCCAACAGCAGCGAUCGCAAACACAGUCCUAAGUUGGGAGAAGUGAACAGCCUCUUGUCACUGGCACGGACUAUGUCGGCAACAGGAACCUCUGUAUUAUCAGCAUCGGUACCAUUAGUUCCGACUGCAGAGACAAUAUGGUGCCUAUUCUUUCCAGGACCAGAAGAUAGUCUUGUGCGAUCGGGCAGCAUGGGAAGAGGGUCUCAUCCUCGGGGUCAAAUGGACAGGCUUGAUUUAGCCGAGAUCUAUAUGCUUGCUACUAAAUGCACUCAGGUUCAGGUACGAAUUUAG
Messenger RNA from Protopolystoma xenopodis, 804 nucleotides. NCBI's taxonomy places the organism in Eukaryota, Metazoa, Platyhelminthes, Monogenea, Polystomatidea, Polystomatidae. The record is from the annotation of a GenBank genome assembly.